Molecule: messenger RNA, 725 nt
Organism: Penaeus vannamei (Pacific white shrimp)
Lineage: Eukaryota; Metazoa; Arthropoda; Malacostraca; Decapoda; Penaeidae
Source: RefSeq, a predicted model, not a curated record
UCAGUCAGUGGGUGCCAACUGCACGGGGAAGACGAAGGGCCCUUUCACUCAAGCCCUGUGUGUGAAAUAGAAGGACUUUAUAUGUAAAUUUGGAAACAUCAUAAUUGAAUAUACAUGCGCGCCAUAAGCUGAGUCCGACCAUGGGGACUACGGUGCUGAGUUUCUUCUAUUGCGUGGCCAUUUUGUCUUCUGCGAGCAGUUUGAGGAUUCACCUGCAAGACUCACCUGAGCGACUGGAACCUGAGAUAGAGAAUCGGAUCUUCUCUCACAGAUUGCACCAACCAUCCGGGCCCUAUCGCGUAUUACGAAGCCUCCCACAGCGCUAUGGGCGGGCGGCGGACGGUACCGCGGGCGUGGGCGGGUCGGCCUUCGAGCUCUCGCUGCCGAUCGACGGUUCCGAGGUCCACCUCCAACUCGAACCGAUCGAUAUAGCUUCUCCGGGACUGACGCUGAGCUUCACCGACGACCCCAACAGAGAAGUUCCGGCGCCUCAUAACUGCAUGUUCGCCGGGGCCUCUGGCGACACAUGGGCGGUGAUGUCAGUCUGUGAUGAGUUGAAUGGAGUGGUUGACCAUCUCGGGAAAAGUUACGAGGUCGAGGCUGUGGACUCCCUGAGCGCCAGAACGCGGAGAGACGUCGAGGAGAGCAGCAGGUACAUCAUCACCAGAAUUGAGAAGAGGCUCUCGGAAAACGCAGGUGAGUUCCUGUUUCGAGAGGGAGAAUAG